AUGACUAAAAGAAUCUUAAGAAGAAAUCUGGGACGAGCUCGACUACAUUAUGAUGAACUGGCUACCAUUUUAUGUGAAGCAGAAUAUAUAAUCAAUAGCCGUCCCUUGACUUAUCUGUUAGAGGAUGUUGAAGACUUACAACCUUUAACCCCAUCUUUAUUUUUACAAGAAAUACGUACUGAAUCUCUCCCUGAAUUAGAUGUUUUCGAUUUGAAUCGUUUAAUAAAACGUUUUCAUUAUCGUCAGAAACUUAAACAAGACCUGAUGAAAAGAUUUCGGAUAGAAUACCUGUGUCAGUUGAAAUCUUAUUCCAAGUGCAAACACCUAACCACCCUUAGAGUAGGUCAAGUUGUUCUCAUUGGAAGUGACAACAGCAAACGAAUAGACUGGCCUAUGGGCAGAAUACUUCAACUUUAUCCUGGACAAGACCAAAAUACUCGUGUUGCUCGCAUAAAAACUAUGAAUGGUGAACUAUUAACACCCUACCUAAGACUUUAUCGUCUUGAGGUUGAAGACAGUCCAGAAUGUCCUGUGGUAAAAAUCAGAUAUGAACGUAUAGUAAAACCAACUCGGAGACUGAAUUUGUAA
This is a messenger RNA of Stegodyphus dumicola, 588 nucleotides long. RefSeq lists its product as uncharacterized. The record is from RefSeq and is a predicted model, not a curated record. NCBI's taxonomy places the organism in Eukaryota, Metazoa, Arthropoda, Arachnida, Araneae, Eresidae.